Coffea eugenioides is the source of this 855-nucleotide messenger RNA. Its product is annotated as SH2 domain-containing protein A-like. The transcript is spliced from 3 exons. Lineage: Eukaryota; Viridiplantae; Streptophyta; Magnoliopsida; Gentianales; Rubiaceae. The record is from RefSeq and is a predicted model, not a curated record. The annotation marks the transcript as partial.
CCAAUUUUUGGAAUGGGGGGAAACUGGGGAGACUGGGAACUGAACUGCCGAAGACUCCAACCAACCGUCAAUUAACAGCCGUCACAGCUCAUCACUCGCACAACCGAAAAGAAGAAAGUAGAAAUCUUGUUGAAAAAAGAGAAGCAAAAAUUUGAUCUUGGUCUUACUUUUUUGUCUUUUACCAGACCCGACUAGCAGCAAGACAGAUUAUUAGUCUUGAAAACUACCCAAAAAGAUAGAAUAAUCUUUCUGGGUUGUAGUUUUUUUGAUCAAGAAAUGGUGAAAAUCCUGGAUGGUGCUAAUGUGCUGGAAGAAAUGAAUUAUGGGUUGCUGAAAGAUCUUAGAGUAGAAUUGAAAGAUUCUGAUACAGAAGAAAAUGGGGCUUUCUGUUUUUCUUUCUGGCUUUACCUCGCUAACUAUGGUUCUCCCCUGCCCUGCGGAAUUCUUCACCAGGAGCACAUAGAUAUAAAUUCUAGUGUACCUUUUCUUCUGUUGAAUGAGAAGAAGAAAAUGAUGCUACUUCCUGUCAUUUUUCUACAUAAAGAGGCUUCCAUGCUUGUUGGUUUGAAUCCUUUGACAGAAGUCCCUUCCGUUGUUACCCAAUUUGAUAUUCCUUUGAAGAAAUGGGUUCAUGUUGGAUGUGAGGCCUCACAAAAUAGUUUACGACUUCGUGUUAAUGGGGAGAUUGUAGGAGAGAAACAUUUGUCGCCUGUUCUAAACGAUGAAUUGCAUGCAGACGGCAUGAAAAGAAGAGCUUUGCCUUGCAUCAUUGGAGAGUACCAAGGAUUUCAGGGUUAUGUUCAUUUUGCAAAAUUAUCACCUUCAGGACUACCUUUAAAAACUCACUGCAUUGAG